GGCCCCGGAGCACCCCAUGGCUUUUGGGGAGCGCGACGUGGUCUUCUGCCCCUGCCUUUACAGCUAUAGUCCCCACCAGCGCCUUUACAUACGGCUUGUGCAUACCGGCACGAGAGACCGCCCACCGAGGGGGCUCAGGCACCCGAAACUAAAGCUCGGUGCGGUUUAACUGAGGAAAAUGUGACUUUAAAGGCCGCCUGAAGCAGCCCGGCUGACGCCUUUGGGCCCAGCAGCUCCCUGCCGUGAUGGAAACGCCGCUCCGCGGGGCUUCCUCAGCGUUCCCGCCCGGCUGCCUCAGGGGCCGGCGCGGGCAGCAGCCCGCUGCCUCCCGCCGCGCCGCGGGCACACGGCGGCCAGGCAGGCGGCUCCUUUCUGAUAGGCUGCGCUGUAGAAAAAACAUGAUGGCAGCUAGGGUUUAAGUGCUCUAUGUAGUAUGUGGACAAAACUACAAACUCCGGGGAUUUGUCUUUGACCAAGAGAAUACCUGGGACAGUUGCUCCAGGCCUCUCACCACCGAAACCGUUAACUGCGCCCCACUGUAAAGGUCAGCCUUGCAGCUUUGGAAGACAAACUUCCUCUGAUCCUGGGUAUGAUAAAGGUUAAUACUGUUAGAUGCCAGUCAAAUAGAAGAGGUUACAAUGUAAUAUAAGCUGUCUUACUAUAAGUAGAAAUCCCAUGGCAGUUUUACUCAGGCUUGGUCGCUGUAACAGUAAGGUAAGGACCUACGCUUAAACUGUUACAAAAAUUCAUUUGGAAACAGAAAAGCCUUGAAGUUCUCUUUGAAUGUUUCCUGAGUAGAAAGACCAAGAGGCUGAGAUGGAGCUGCCUGGCCUUGCUUUUGCUGUUUGGAUGUUUAUUUGCUUCUAUGCGUCUGUGGAUGGCUAUCCAAGUGGAAAAAUAAGAGAAGCCUGCACUAGCAUGAUACCCUGUCAUGGUAGCUCUCCACAGCUGUCACCUGAGCACACCAUUACAGUGAAUGGGACUGAAUUUAAACCAGGGGACAACAUAGAAGUUCAUCUGUCUGGACCAGAUUUUGAAGGAUUUUUCAUACAAGCCCGGGAUGCGGAACACCUGGAUAGCCCUGCCGUUGGUUCUUUCAUGUUAGUUGACCGGAGACUUUCACAGCUUCUGACAUGUGGCCGUACCAAGAAUUCAGCUGUCAGUCACACAAGUAAAGCAAAAAAGAAAUACAUAAAAGUUUAUUGGAUCGCUCCUGGAGAUGCACCAAAACGUGUACAGUUUCUAGCCACAGUUGUGAAGAAAUACAAGAUUUUCUGGGUGAAGAUUCCUGGUCCUAUUGUUUCUCAGCCUAAUGCACUGUCCCCAACACCACCCUUGCAUGCAACAUCAGAGGCUGUGUCAACUUCACACCCGGUUUCCUACUUAUCAAAACCAUUUAAUGCAUCAGGCUGUGGAAAUAUGAAGUUCUGCAUUAGGAACCCUUCAAACUGUGAUCCUGAGAGUGCUUCCUGUUUUUUUCUAUCCUUCCAACAAGAGAAGAGUUCAGUAUUUAUUGAAAUGAGUGGUCCAAGUGAAGGAUAUUUAGCAUUUGCAUUGUCCCAUGACCAGUGGAUGGGUGGUGAUGAUGCAUAUCUGUGUGUUAAUGAGGACCACCGUGUUCAUGUAAGCCCUGCCUAUCUGAAGGGGCGAAGUCGUCCUGUUUUGGAUUCAGAGAAUGCCCUUGAAGAUGUGUCAUGGAGGCUUGUGGAUGGUGUUCUUCAAUGUUCUUUCAGAAGGAGUAUUCGUCUUCCUGCUUAUAAAGGGAGAUUUAAUCUGGAUGCCAGUUACUACAUCUUUCUGGCAGAUGGGGAAGCUAGUGAAGGUGGACUAAUACACAAACAUCGUCGUCAGCCUCUGAUCACCAAUGGAAUAUACAAUGUCACAGGCCUUCCUCAUGAUAUUGGAGGUUCCAGGUCCCCACGACUUAUCAAGGCUCAUGGAGCGCUAAUGUUUGUUGCUUGGAUUACCACAGUUAGUAUUGGUGUUCUUGUUGCACGAUUCUUCAAACCUGUCUGGUCUCAUUCAUUCCUGUUUGGAAAGGAGAUGUGGUUUCAGGUACAUCGUAUGCUUAUGUUGACCACAGUCACGCUUACAAGCAUUUCUUUUGUGUUGCCUUUUAUAUACCGAGGAGGUUGGAGCCAACAAGCAGGUUUUCAUCCCUAUCUCGGCUGUACCGUGAUGGCUCUGACAAUCUUUCAAGCACUUAUGGCAGGUUUCAGACCAUCUCGUCAUGCACCAAGGAGGCAAUUGUUUAACUGGUUUCACUGGAGUACUGGUACAACAGCUAGAAUAUUAGCUGUGGUGACUAUGUUCUUGGGAAUGGAUCUACCAGCACUUGACCUACCAGACCCAUGGGACACCUAUACAAUGAUUGGUUUUGUAGCUUGGCAUGUCGGUAUUGAUGUUCUUCUGGAAAUACACAGCUACUGUCUCGUACGUAAAGUUGAAGUGAUAGAGGAUGACAGAGUACAAAUACUGCAGUCACUCACAUCUGCAGAAGCAGAGGGUCGUCUGUUUAAACAGAUUGUGUUAACCAUCUACAUCUGUGGAAAUGUAGUAUUCCUCAUUGCCUUCCUGGCAGCAAUCAGCCAAAUAUGAAAUAAGUCACUGAGAGUUUUGUGAUGAAAUAUUGUGCAGUUGAAAAACCUGCAAGGAAUGCUUUCUAUUACAACUUUGCCCUCAGCACCUCCCUGAAGAUGUAAUUGAAGAAUAAUAGCACACGUGCAUCAUGCUCGGCGUUAGGGAGAACUUGAAUUCAAAUCUGUAGAAGGAUGUUGCAGUCCUGCAAAAGCUGUCUUCUGAUGGGACUUUUAAUGGGAGUCUUUGCCUGAGUAAGGAAAGAAGUUUCUAUUUUUUAAGUGCAGUAAUUAACUUGAUUGAAGCUUAUAGGUUAAGAAGACUGAGAAGAUGUGCUGAAAAUGCUGUUUUGAUAGUAAGUUCUCUAAACCUUUUGUGAAUAUUAUUGGGAAAACCGGAAAGAUUGAUCCGGAAUCUUAUAUCUGUUCACUUUACUGUGUUCUAAUGGCAUGUGAUGUUACAACUUCCUGCUCAUGACAGUUUUGUGCAUUAAAAAACAACUUGGCCAAAAACUGUCACAAAUGCAGGUUGAUGCAUGAGUUAAAUGCUGUUGUCUAUCUUUGCAGUUAAAUGCAAAAAAUAUUCUCUCUGCUCUAAGAGCAGUACACUUACACAACAAGCAUAUGGGUUUGGGAACUUCAGUCCUUUAGUAAAACCGCCAUUUGCCUCACGCAAAAUACUGUUCUGUCCUGUCCCCCUCAGUGCUUCUAAACCAUAAAGAGAAAACGUGUUUGCAAUAUAAGUGCAUUAAAACCAGUUGUACUUACCUAAAACUCAAAUGGGAAGAACUUAUCUGUGUGUUUGGAUUUCUGUGUUUUGCUGUCUUUUGGUUGCUUGUGGUUUCUGAAUUACUUUUCUGUGUGAAUAAGAUGGUUUUAUGCCACUUGAUGCUUAAAUGGAAGUGAAAAUAUUUGCUCAGGAAUGUUGCAGUUGUAUUUGCACUGCCGGAUGAAAUGUAGAUUAGGAGUUGGUUUGACUUCAGGAAAAGCAGCUUCUGUUAAUGUUAAGUGAGAGUCCUUUGAGCUGGCAUAUCUAGGAGACAGAACUGUCUUUAUAAGAAUAUGGGAGGGCAUUUUUUUAGUCAACAAAAGAUUUAUAUAAGUAUAUGAACUAGGUACAGGGAAUGGAAAGAGACUAUAUUGUUUAACUUUUUUGGUUCAUGGUUUGCCUAAGUAUGGAAGGAUACUCUUGAAAUGGCAUCUCCGAAAUGAACCCUUAAUAUGCCAUGCAGUACAGUGCUUUGCAUUUGUGUUUUGCAGCUCUGAACAGUUUGCUUCCACACUUCAUUUUUGAUACUGGAAAUUAUCAAUUUUUAGUUGUAACACUUCAAAAUAUAUCUUCAGCCUAGGGCUACUAAGCUAGCUGGGAAUAAAGGUGUUGGAGUAUUAGAUAGAAUAGUAAAUAGUGAGGCCUGGCUUGUAGACUGUUAUAGCAACAUCUCUCUACUACCUGAUGGCCAGCUCUAAAAUACUCGUACAUGUGGGUCAGGUAGUGGUUCUCUCCGUUUACUACAGCUGUCUAUUUCUGUCUCUUCCUCCAUCUCCCCAAAUCCACAGUGCAGCCUGUUGCAGGGACAAGUCAUAUUCAGAAAGCUACAAGCUUGUAAUUAGUGGUCGUCUUUUUUGCUGCUCAAGUAACUGGUUUAGCCAUAAGAGCAUUUAUAGAGCUGGGAUUAAUCCCUUUGUCAGUGGCAGCAGCAGAAUGCAAGUGACUGUAAGUUGAAUCAUCCCCUUUCCUCCUGGAAGCUGGAAAAGUCAUGUGCAGGUUGGGAAAGGGGGACUAUGAAGAAAUAUGGCAAAACCUAGGCUGAAGGGCAAGAAGUAUAUGGCUAAUUGGGGUUUUUAGAGAGCUCUGAUCUCAAAAGCCUGGGAAUCACAGGCCCAUCUAGUGCUAACGUUUUGGGGGACUCUUUCAUAUACCAUGAGUUUAUAGAAGAAAAUCUCUCAACCUAGGCACAAUUGAUGGCUUUUUAAAUUAAAGUCAAUGCCAGAUUCUUUCUGUAAUACAAUAGCGAUACUGUGUGUUUGUUUCAUUUGCAUGUGACGAUGAACACAGGGUUUUUAAAACAUGAAUGUAAAUAUCUUAAUAAAAGUUCUUGUCUCUUUUAGUAAGGUGAAAACACUAUCAAAUAGAAACUAGAAAAGAAUACUCUUGCAUAGCAGCCAAAUGGAUUGUCUGUUUUCUUUGUAGAUGUUUUAUAAAUUAAAGCUAUCUAAAUGCUUCCUGGAGAAAUUUAUUGAAAUUGAAUGUUAAAAUAUUUUCUCUUUGCAAUGCAGAGUUACUUUUCCUCAAGAAGAAGAAAAAUCCUUGUUCCACAUCUAAUACAGCUUUAAAGAUGGCAAAAUUGUCAGUUGCUCUUUGGAUAACUUGUUCCUUCCCAGUGCUAGCAAUAUUGCAUAGUUUCUUAUGUGAGGCCUUAUGUGCAGUUUUAUAACUUAUUUGAUGGAAAGACUUGUGAAAUUUGUGCAAUGUUUGUUCACACCAUCACCCCUGCCCUCUUCCUGCAUGACUUGUAAGAGGAAGCAAUGUGUCAUUGUAUUCUAGUGACUUCCAAAAUUUCUGGUAUAUUCCUUUGAAAAAAAGAAGAAAAAACUCUAUGGAAGUGUUUGAUAUUAGCAGGAAAAUAGGUGAUAAGCAGUUUGGUUCUAGAAGCACUGGUGGCUGCUGUAUAUUUUUUUUUUUUUCUUGAAUGAUAAAAUAUUGUAUAGAAGAAAAUUCCCAUUGCUUUGCUUCAUAAAGGAAUCCCACUGAAGUCAAGAAAUUCCCAUUGUUUUGCUUCAUAAAGGAAUCCCACUGAAGUCAGGAAAACUUCACAAGAAGAGAUCGAGAAGGUUUCAGUGUUCUUCAGAUUAAACUUGUGAUGACAAAUCAACAUUAGCAUAUUUCUUUUUGGGUUCUUCUAGACAGGCAAAUGCUCCCAGUCAAGUAGAAACUUGUGAUCAGUCUCACAACAAGUAGUUUACUGUUUUGAUUGAGUUGUUAGGUGCAGCCUCCAAAUACUGGUCAUCUGCUCUUGACUUAACUACAAACCAUGUUUCUUGCAUAUGUUUUGAAUGAAAACUAACUCAUGCAAAUAGCUCAAAUGCAAUGGAAUUCACUGCUACUUUUGCUUUACUUGAAAUAAUUUUUUUGCUAGCUGACACGCAGGCUGCAGAAUGAACUAAGAAAAGGUGUGCUUUGUUUCUCUUCCUUACGCUGAACGCUACACUGUUUUCUGUUUUGUCAAAAAUCACAAGAUGGGGAGACUUCAUAUUCAGUGUAAUCAUGCCCGUGUUUUUCCCUUACCCGGCUUUGGGAAGGCUAGAGAUUGCCUGCCUUUUGUUUCCCAUCACGGUUUGUAACACUACGUGGCGCUCUUGCUCAAAUAACAGCAUUUUUAUUUCACUUGCUUUCUUUAAUCUGUCAGUGAGAGGGAGGCAUGUAAAGGACGUCCAAAACAGGAAGUGUUCCUAGAUGAGCUAAUAAAAAAAAUUUCUCAAGCUUUGUUAAGAAACUCGAUCUUUAAAUUCAAGCCAUUUCAUACAGAUAGACAUUAUGGAAUGGGUGUUUACUUGAUGUCUAUGCUUAAGCUUUUGUUUGAACGGUUACGGCCUGUUUUCUUUUGUCAUGUGUCUAAACUGUGCUCUAUGUGGGUACAUGCCUUUCCAAACAACUUAAGAUGAAUGGCAAUCAUCGAGGAAAAAACUGCAAUCUUCUGCAUUUCAAUGCAGAAGUUAAUAUCUCGGUGAUUUUAGACCUUCAGUGCAGGCUGAAGUAAGAAAGACUCCAAGUGAAUAGAAGGCUAAGAGGGAUGAUCUAGUAAUUCUGAGAAAUUCUUUGUUCACAUCAGUCUGAUCCCAGCUUCUCUAAGGGGUAUGUGUGAAGGGGGCAGCUGUUGCAUUCACUUACCUGAGGGAGUGGCACAGCAGAAUCGGCACAGGACAAGUGCUUCAGAACAUGCUUGGUACCAUCUGUUUUAGCUCAUACGUGAGCUAAUUCAACCACUGUAUAGCUUCUGCUGGUCUUCCUUGCGUUGUGCAAAAGUGACUUUACAUAUUGCAAACCACAAAAGCUGAACAUCUGUGUCACACGGAACCAGGUAUCUAUGAUAGGCUGGACAAAUGAUACUGCACUAAGAGGGACUCCAGCUUUGGCUUUGUUUCAGAGAGACUUUUGUCUUGCUGGACCCUAGAAAUCGUUUGGCUUUAAUGAUGAAUUGGAAUUUUGCAUGGCAUCUGUACUGAUGUGAGGGGAAAAAAAAAAGAUUUGCCGCCUUAUAAUUCUGUUCUUGUUGAUACGGGAUGUGGGAAAGCUCUGGGCUGCAGCACUCAUGAUGAACAUCCCUGCUUCCCAGAAGCACACAGCUCUUGAAUGCUCCAUUUUGUGUCUCUGUUCCUCUAGAUUAAUGAUGUGAUAUCCAUGCUGCUACAUAGCUAGUGUAUUAGUGUGGGACAGUUCAGACUCAUCUGGCACAAACAGAAUAGUUUUAAUAUAUGUGACAUCAGAACUGCCACAUGGCAAAGCAGAGAUCUGCUGAGCCCGGUAUUGUCUCCAGAAGUGGUAGUAAUGAGUGCUUAGAGCAAGAGACGUAACAAGACUGCAGUGGUAUUUUCUCUUUCCAGCAAGAUCUGCUUGCUACUUGCCAAAAUCUGUGCAAGGUUGUCCUAAACUAGAAACUGCAGCUGGACCAUGAAUUUUUGUAGUGAUUGAAUUUUAUCUAUGAAGUAUGCAAUGAAUUAAUAAAAAAAAAAAUCUGUUAAUGUUUUUCCCUCCCAUUUAAUUAGUCAGCAUGAGAAAGUGCUGCUUGUUUUUGUUUUAAGCCUGCUUCUUGAUGCCAUUGUUUAAUGACCUGUAUUUUGUUUUUUACCUUCCUGCCUUUAUCACAGUUCUCUAGGCCUCUCAUGUCUGUGCCUGUCUUUUCCCCUGUAUGACUGCUGCUGUGUUUAGCCAUUUUGCACUUCUGAUAAUCUUCAUUACCCUUCUCUAUUUGUCUCUUCAGAGAUGGGGUGACCAAACUCUACUCAAGUUGUAAAUAUGAAGUGCUAUGCCACAGUUGUAUUUUGAUUUGUUUUCCAUGCCUUCCCUAGUGAGUCCUAAAGCUCUCUUCAUUUUCAUGGCUUCUGAGCAUGGAGUUGAUAUUUUCAGAGGACUAUCUAAAAUAAUGCCAAGGUGUUUUACUUCCUAGCCAAGAGGUUCAUAACACCAACUUAACAGCUAUUUCUCGUGCUGUGUGUGGUUAGGGUUAUUUCUAUUUUUUUACAUUACUUUUCAUGUAUUGGUAGUGAAUUUCACCUGUAGAUUUACUAUGCAUUCCCUAUUGUGAAGUCUCUUUUUAGUCCUUUGUCUCUUAAACUAUGAUUAAUACUACAUUGGCAGCAGCAUUUUUGCCCCCUUUUCCAGAUCAUUUAAGUUUAAUAGCAUGGAGUAUUGGGGAAGGCAGGGGAUGAGUGUCCAUAGCAAUCUGCCCCUGUUACAAAAACUGCUCAUGACUACUUCAUAUCAUUCUCCUACUUUCUCACUUUUUGGUGUAUCCUGUUAAGAACCUUC
Aptenodytes forsteri (emperor penguin) is the source of this 8103-nucleotide messenger RNA. It is a transcript of the gene FRRS1, whose product is annotated as ferric chelate reductase 1. The record is from RefSeq and is a predicted model, not a curated record. The transcript is spliced from 18 exons. Gene Ontology annotation, molecular function: oxidoreductase activity, acting on metal ions. Bases 817 to 2598 code for a protein of 593 amino acids. Lineage: Eukaryota; Metazoa; Chordata; Aves; Sphenisciformes; Spheniscidae.